This is a messenger RNA of Annulohypoxylon maeteangense, 1269 nucleotides long. RefSeq lists its product as uncharacterized. Gene Ontology annotation, molecular function: RNA polymerase core enzyme binding; RNA polymerase II CTD heptapeptide repeat phosphatase activity. Gene Ontology annotation, cellular component: cytoplasm; nucleus. The record is from RefSeq and is a predicted model, not a curated record. Bases 145 to 1176 code for a protein of 343 amino acids. Lineage: Eukaryota; Fungi; Ascomycota; Sordariomycetes; Xylariales; Hypoxylaceae. The transcript has a single exon.
AAAGCUUCCAUUAUUUCGCGGUUCCAUUCGCAGUCCACCGUUCACCGUUCAUUGUGAACUAUUCAUCGCGCACGCGACUCAACAGCUCAAUUACAACCGUCAACACCACAGAUCGUCACCAACCAGCACAAACGCCUCACAACCAUGUCCUCAUCAGCGCCCACGCCCGCGUCCACGCUUACACCCGCGUCGGCAGCGGCCAAAAAACCCAAAAGCAUCCUCAAGAAGCCGUCUACUCGCGCCACCCCCUCGACAUCAAAGUCAACCAGAAACACAACCACAACCUCAACCGCCGCCGACUUCACCGAUUUCCCCAUGACCCCCUUCCCAAUAACCGAGCACGCUCCCACCCCCUCCCAAAAGCCCACAGCGCGCGACCUCGCAAUCCAACAAGCGCUCGUAAUCCAAGCGCAACGGGACCACGAAGACCGCAUCCAAGACUCCAUAAUCGAGCUCGCCCGGCUCCCCCUCUCCCCACCCAGCAACACCUCCUCAGCGCGUCCCUCACCCAGCGACACAGCUCACUUCCUCUCCACAGUCCGCCUCUUCCAGCCCAGCGAAUACGAAGACCUGAUCCUCGAGCGCAACGCGCUGAGUAAAUGCGGGUACUGUCUCUGCCCGAACCCACGGAUCAAGCUGUCCGGCGGGGGGUCGUUCAAACUGCUGAACUACGGGCGUGCGGACUUUAGUAUCGUGCCGCGCGGGGAGUUGGAGCGGUGGUGUUCGCGGCAGUGCGCGCGGCGCGCGAUGUACGUCAAGGUGCAGCUUGUUGAGACCUCGGCUGCGGAACGGGCUGGGGUGGAGUCGAUUCAGAUCGAGUUACUUGAGGAAGAAGAGAAGUCUAAGUCUACGGCUAUGGCUGGAGCGGGAGCAGGCGAUUCGAAGGGGGAGAAACAUGGGGAUGAUCCGGCACGACGGGUUGCGAAGGAGUUGCGGGACUUGGAGGAUAAGGGGAGGAAAGCGACGCGAGAUGCGAAGGAAUUAGCACUGGAACGAGGCGAUAAGACGGAUUUGCCUUCUGCUACGAAUCCGGUUACGGUCACGAUCCGGGAGAAGAAGGUGAUUAUGGCGGCGCAGGAGCCUUCGUUGGAUACGGAUGACGACGGUCACUUGAUUCUUGAUGGAUACAAGACGAAGUUUGACCCUAAGGCCGACGCCGAUGAGGACGAGAAGUGAUUACGGUUUAUAGGAUGCACUUAUCACCGUUGGCAUAGAGCAUACAUGAGGCGUUUAGGUUAGCACCAUCGAUACCCAUACAAAGCAGGACGA